This is a messenger RNA of Oldenlandia corymbosa var. corymbosa, 3425 nucleotides long. NCBI's taxonomy places the organism in Eukaryota, Viridiplantae, Streptophyta, Magnoliopsida, Gentianales, Rubiaceae. The record is from the annotation of a GenBank genome assembly.
CUGAGACCUCCCCCAGGCAAGCCUUUUCUACCUCCCCCCACCCCAUAUCUUCCCACCUUCUUCCUCAUUUUGCAUUGUUUUCCAAAUAUAUAUAAACUGAUCCUCCCAUGAAUUUUGCAUGCAUAAUUUCAUUGGCUUCUUCACGUCUCUUUUACUACUAGUUCCUUAAUAUAUCAUCCGUGUUUCAUUUUGAGUCUUUCUUGCAGUUUUAGUAGCUUUUGGUGAUUUGUUUUUUCUAUGUGAUGGAAAGUUCCACUCUCACCGGAUUAUUAACGAACGUCGCCGGAAAAUUCCCCGACCGUCGUGCGAUCUCGGUUUCAAACAAAUUUGAUCUCACCCAUGCCAGGCUCCAUGAUUUGGUCGAACGUACUGCCUCCCGCCUUGUCGCCGCCGGCGUCAAACCCGGUGACGUUAUCGCUCUCACCUUCCCCAAUUCCGUCGAGUACGUGAUCAUGUUUUUAGCCGUAAUCCGAGCCCGUGCGACGGCGGCUCCACUCAACGCUGCUUACACGGCUGAUGAGUUCGAGUUUUACUUGUCCGAUUCAGAGUCCAAAAUUUUGUUCACUCCGCAAGAAGGUAACGAACCGGCUCAAACCGCCGCUUCUAAGCUUAGCAUUCCACACGUGGCGGUGGCGCUGCCCGCCGCCGACGGAGACCUCAAGCUUUCCUCCUCCCACGCACAAUAUGAAUCCGACCCGAACCCGGAACUGGUAUCCAAGCUCGUCAAUGACCCGAACGAUGUUUCUCUCUUCCUCCACACCUCCGGCACCACCAGCCGUCCCAAAGGCGUCCCGUUGACUCAGCUUAACCUCGUUUCCUCCGUUAAGAACAUUCAAUCGGUAUAUAAGCUCACUGAGUCGGACUCUACGGUUAUUGUUUUGCCACUUUUCCACGUACACGGGUUGAUGGCCGGGUUACUGAGCUCUAUUGGAGCGGGUGGAGCGGUGACGCUCCCAGCUGCCGGAAGAUUCUCUGCUUCAACCUUCUGGUCGGACAUGAUUAAGUACAAUGCCACGUGGUACACAGCUGUGCCUACCAUCCACCAGAUCAUAUUGGACCGCCACCUCAACAAGCCUGAACCCGUUUACCCGAAGCUACGGUUCAUCCGGAGCUGCAGUGCAGCUUUGGCUCCUAGUAUUCUGGCCCGGCUGGAGGAAUCCUUUGGGGCUCCAGUUUUGGAGGCAUAUGCCAUGACUGAAGCGUCGCAUUUGAUGGCAUCCAACCCAUUACCGGAGGAUGGUCCGCAUGUGUCCGGGUCAGUUGGCAAACCCGUGGGUCAAGAGAUGGCCAUCCUGGAUGAAAAUGGAAAGCCACAAGAGGCUAACGCAAAUGGUGAGGUUUGUAUUAGGGGACCAAACGUGACUAAAGGGUAUAAGAAUAACCCUGAGGCUAACAAAUCAGCUUAUCAGUUUGGCUGGUUCCACACUGGAGACAUCGGCUAUUUUGACUCAGAUGGUUAUCUGCAUCUUGUUGGCAGGAUUAAGGAAUUGAUCAAUCGUGGAGGUAAAUUAUUUCUCUUUCAUCAUCAUUCGUCCUAAUAGCUUUGUCAUUUUGCAAAAUAUGUGAUUAUAAUUUUGUUGGCUUGUUAUGUAGCUUUUGGUCUCGUUGUAGAUGUUUUUCUAUGAUUGGCACUGGGGUUAGUGCAUUAUUGAGUUUUCAGUACAAUGUAGGUGUGCUCGAAUAUCCUAGGAUACACGUCGAAUAUCCAAGUGUAGACGCUAAAUGCUGGGCCAUGGCCCAUAGGCUGACAAUGUUGCUGAUUAAUUUGAUUUGGGGGGUAAAAUUUAGAACUUUUUGUGUGAGUUGACAAUUGCCAUAUUACAUGAUGGUGAUUGGUAAAUCUUUAUUUGGUUGAAGUGUAGGAGUUUGUGAGUGCGGGUUGGGUUCAAAGACUUCAUCCUGUUUGUUAUUUUUUUCUGCUGAAACCAUGAUCCACAUGUAGAAAAUAGCAUCAUUGCUUCCCAUGAUGAAUUGGCUACACUUGGGAUGAAUUGUUGUAGUUGCUUUUUGUUAGCCUCUAGAUGUGACGCUCUUUAGUAAUUCUGUAACUUUAAAAUGUACAAUUUAUGUAGCCAUAGCUCAAACUAUUUCUUUAUUUGAAAGGAUUGGAGGACAACACAACACUAAUCUUUUUUUUAUGUUGAAAAAAAAUUCAGGAGAGAAGAUAUCGCCAAUCGAAGUGGAUGCUGUUCUCUUAUCCCAUCCAGACAUUGCGCAAGGUGUUGCUUUUGGAGUCCCUGAUGACAAAUACGGAGAGGAGGUAAUACAAUUGAUUGCUUCUCAAUCCAUGUGUUCAUCUAUAACAAUCAUGUAUAAUCCAUUUGUUAGGCGGUUCACCAUUAACAAAAAAAUUUCUCAUUUUGUGAUUUUUUCUCCAGAUAAACUGUGCAGUUAUCCCAAGAGAAGGGUCCAACAUAGAUGAGGCUGAAGUAUCGAGAUUCUGCAAGAAGAACCUUGCAGCAUUUAAGGUCCCAAAGAAAAUUUUCAUCACAGAUUCCCUUCCUAAAACUGCCACAGGCAAAAUACAAAGGCGGAUAGUAGCUGAACAUUUCCUCUCACAGAUCUCGACUGCAAAGGUCCCCAAGUUUGGAGCCUAAAGGAGCCUGUUUUGUACAGCCAAAAUGUCAAGUCAUGAAUGACUUAGUAGUGGUCGUUGGUGUAGCUGCAAAUUUCUUCAUUGCAUUAGUGACAAGAUUAUCCUUGUUUCUGAAUACAUUCAGUUGGAUUGGGCAUCACCGUUUUUUCCAUAUACCGUUUGAUUAUGGUGGCUUAUAAUGCCUGGAAACCAUGGAGAUGGAAAUAAUUGUGACGUUUGAUAGAAACAAUAAAACUCCCUUCUUACAUCUCCCACUUAGCUUUCAAAUCUCUUCAUUGGCUAGCAAGCAGUCGAGGGUUCAAAUGCUGGUGUUAAUCUGUGGUAUAGCACAAAAUACAUAAUAUAUCUAAUUUCAGAAAAUGAUUUGUUCUAAUGGUUUAGUUGUUAGUGGUUGCAUGAGUCAGAAAUACAAAAUGCAUUAAUACAUAUCAUGAGCUUAAUAAUUUGAUUAAGUGACAUUGGUUGUAAUUUGAGGUGUUUGAAUAGACCCAAAACAUCGUGAUCAGGUUGUGAGCAGUUAUUCAAUAUUUUUUUUCUGCACGGUUAGACCUUGGAGUUUCCUCUCAGAGAAAGUAUGAUUGUGAGUUAACCCUUCAAGGCAACGCUUCUGGAUCUGAAACCUAAGUUGGAAUUUGGAAAGUAGAUCGUUCUCAAGAGAUAACCAUUUUAUAUGAAAGUUCAGAUAAAGAAAACACUCCGCUGCCCACCCACACCACCAAAAGAAAAAGAAGACGAAAAGCCAGCCCAGCAAGUAAAGCACAAUUCUGUUAUACUGAAACAUCUAGCUUGAUUCACCAAAAAAAAAAACAAACAAACAUCUAGUUUGAGC